UUCCAAUGUUGUUGUAGAGCCGCCUCGUCUUUAAGCCAGCCUCUCCCUCCGGCUGCCAGAGAGUGGGAAUCGGAGAUCGCGAAGAAUCUUUCGAAGCCAUGGUGAAGUAUUCGAGAGAGCCUUCUAACCCUACCAAGUCUGCCAAGGCCAUGGGUCAUGAUUUGAGGGUUCACUUUAAGAAUACUCGUGAGACAGCUCAUGCGAUUAGAAAGCUACCCUUGUCAAAGGCCAAAAGGUACCUUGAAGAUGUAAUAGCUCACAAGCAGGCUAUUCCCUUUCGGAGGUUUUGUGGUGGUGUAGGACGUACAGCUCAAGCUAAGGGCCGGCACCCAAAUGGGCAGGGCCGGUGGCCUGCGAAAUCAGCCAGGUUCAUUUUGGAUCUUCUCAAGGGCGCCAAAAGCAAUGCUGAGGUGAAAGGUUUGGAUGUUGAUGCUCUCUUCAUAUCACACAUCCAAGUGAACCAAGCACCAAAGCAGAGGCGCAGGACUUACCGCGCCCACGGUCGAAUCAACCCUUAUAUGUCCUCCCCGUGUCACAUUGAACUGAUCUUGUCAGAAAAGGAAGAGCCUGUCAAGAAAGAGCCGGAGACCCAGAUUGCUCCCAGUAAGCCCAAGAAAGCUUGAGCAAUUGAUUAGAAGUGGAACAACUUCUCAGGCAGAAGUUUUGUGAAAGAUACUCUCAUUUGAUGUUUGAAUUUGCAGUUUACUUUCUUUCAUUGUGGUGUUGAACGUGUCUUCAUGAGUCUUUGGUGAACAUUCCGGUUGUUUUGUUCAAUGCAGAAAAUAUUUUGAAGGAUUUAAUGA
Messenger RNA from Musa acuminata subsp. malaccensis (wild Malaysian banana), 803 nucleotides. RefSeq names its product large ribosomal subunit protein uL22. Gene Ontology annotation, cellular component: cytosolic large ribosomal subunit; ribosome. Gene Ontology annotation, biological process: cytoplasmic translation. NCBI's taxonomy places the organism in Eukaryota, Viridiplantae, Streptophyta, Magnoliopsida, Zingiberales, Musaceae. Gene Ontology annotation, molecular function: structural constituent of ribosome. The record is from RefSeq and is a predicted model, not a curated record.